AUUAAUCACAUUCUCUCAACUUUACGGGGAGCACGUGGAGGAACGUAGAGAUAUCGUGCGACGUUGCCUGAUCGAAGCACGCUUCCGUUCCACACACUUGAACCGUACAAUUGUGACAGAAUGCCGAGCAGAAGCCCAUGGAAAUUGGUAGAAGAGGCGCCAGACAAUGUGUUGAACAAUCGGAGUCAGAGCGACAAUCGCGCUUAGUGCAACCGACAAGGCAGCACAAAGCACGCCCUGUAGCCCUUAUACGCUUUCUAACCUGCUCCAGUUCUGCGCGCAAUCGUGAUAAUCCUGGAGAGGAGCGUUGCGGGAUCAUCGGCGGACCCUUCGCCGAAACGUUGAUCGAUCGGCUCUCAGACAACGUCACUGGCCGACCUCAGCAUCCAAGGUUCCUGGCACAAAAAGUCGCCCGCGGCUGCUCACAAGCACCUCUUUCCAUUCCGGUUUCACGCGACCCCUCUGCCGUGACCUGCGAUUCUUGCGUGUUCCUGCAGCUGCACCAAGCCACGGCCCUCCCAGACGCUCGACGCAGGCGCAUGACGAGACCGCUACCCUGCACAGCUCAACAGCAGCUUCCCUCGCUGCACGCCACACACACAACCUAGGACCUGUUCUCCCUCGCGCACCUGUCCCCGCUCCUGCAAGCCAUACCCCGCCACCAUGAGCGAGUCAACACCAGCCCGGCCAAGCGCCGGGCAGCGGGAGAUGAUGUAUUGCCA
Molecule: messenger RNA, 722 nt
Organism: Paraphaeosphaeria sporulosa
Lineage: Eukaryota; Fungi; Ascomycota; Dothideomycetes; Pleosporales; Didymosphaeriaceae
Exons: 2
Coding region: 138-608 (156 amino acids)
Source: RefSeq, a predicted model, not a curated record